AUGCAGGCUGGCGCAAGGAGAGAAGACAGCCUUGGAAGGGACAUCAAGGUUGACAUUGAGGACCUGUUGAGCACCCGCGAGGCGUCUACGAUCGGCAUCAGCUCGUUUGACGUGCCGUUUGAUCAGCUGGAGCUGGAUCGAACCUGCGACUUUCUCAUCGAGACUGUGCAGCUCAACGAUGGCUUUGAAGACCCCACGCCAGUGGUUGACUUGCCGGGAAAAGGGCGGGUGAAGCUUCCACGCGUACCAACUACGUCGGCUGAGCUGGAGCAUACGCCGAGCAAGUAUCCUGGGCCCUUCAACUUCCAGCUUCAGUUUAUCGACGAUAGCGGCGGCAAACCCGUUCCUCGCGCCACCCCAUUCACGUACUCGCCACAAGCACAACGCCUCUUUGUGCAAAUGAACCACAAAGUGCCCUUCAGAUUCUCCAUCUCAGAUCGUGUUCCCAACGGCACGUGGUUGCGCAUCAGGACCCGCUUCACCCAGCCGGAGUUCCGCAACCGACAAGAUUGA
Messenger RNA from Salpingoeca rosetta, 513 nucleotides. RefSeq lists its product as uncharacterized. The transcript is spliced from 7 exons. The record is from RefSeq and is a predicted model, not a curated record. NCBI's taxonomy places the organism in Eukaryota, Choanoflagellata, Craspedida, Salpingoecidae. Gene Ontology annotation, biological process: regulation of transcription by RNA polymerase II; apoptotic process. Gene Ontology annotation, molecular function: DNA-binding transcription factor activity, RNA polymerase II-specific; RNA polymerase II cis-regulatory region sequence-specific DNA binding. Gene Ontology annotation, cellular component: nucleus. Bases 1 to 513 code for a protein of 170 amino acids.